Messenger RNA from Halichondria panicea, 1223 nucleotides. RefSeq names its product growth hormone-inducible transmembrane protein-like. Gene Ontology annotation, cellular component: mitochondrial inner membrane. The transcript has 7 exons. The record is from RefSeq and is a predicted model, not a curated record. NCBI's taxonomy places the organism in Eukaryota, Metazoa, Porifera, Demospongiae, Suberitida, Halichondriidae. The coding region runs from base 98 to 1072 and encodes 324 amino acids.
GUGCUUCAAUUGGAAUCAAGCAAAGUUGCAUCAGACAAGUUUAGAGACAAAGAGCUAGAGAUAUAUAUAUAUACAGUGCUACAGACUUUCUUACAGAAUGAUUAGCCGUCUAGUUUGCAGACGCGCUCUAUAUAGCGGGGGUGUGGUGGUGGCUGGCGGGAGAGCUGCUUCAAGGCCUGGACAAGGCCGUACACUAUGGAGACUGUUCACCUCUGAGGCUAGAACCACCAUCAAAGCCAUCCCUGUAGAGGCAGUACCUAGAGCAGGCCUGUCAGGUGAUCGUAUUGGUCGUGCUGUUCUUGGUGGAGGGUGUUUGUUUGGUAUUGGUAGUCUGUGUUUCUAUGGUCUGGGUUUAUCCAGUGAAGCUGGAGCCAUUGACAGAGCAGGGUUCUGGCCUGCUGAGGUACGACAGAGGGUUAACAAGACGUAUGCAUUCUUUGCGGGGGGUCUAGGAGUGACCUCCCUGGCUGCGUACGCUGCUACUAAGUCUAGUGGUCUAAUGAAGUUCAUGGCAGGGAGACCUAUUGUGUCACUGGUUAUGUUCUUUGUGGGGACCAUUGGCUCAUCCAUGAUAUGCUACUCUACUCCAUACACUCCUGAAACACUGCCUCUCAAGAUCGGAGCCUUUAGUGUGUUUGCAUCAGUCAUGGGUGUGACUAUGGCUCCACUCAUCAUGAUGGCAGGACCUCUGGUGGUUCGUGCUGCUCUCUACACAGCAGGUGUGGUGGGUGGUCUCACUCUAACAGCAGCCUGUGCUCCCAGUGAACGCUAUCUCACCAUGAGUGGCCCCCUCUCUCUGGGACUAGGAGUUGUCCUUGUAGCCUCUAUUGGAGGGAUGUUUGCCAGUCCUGGAGGUGCCUUGUUCUCUGGGCUGCAUGCUGUGUACAUGUACGGAGGACUAGUAUUGUUUGGAGGCUUCUUACUGUAUGAUACACAGAAGAUCAUUGCUCAUGCAGAGAGAGACAACCACUAUGACCCAGUCAACAUGUCUAUGGGUAUCUAUCUGGACACAGUGAACAUCUUCAUCAGGAUCCUAUCAUUGCUAGCCGGCUCUGGGAACAAGAGAAAGUGACUGCACACAUAAACCAAUCCACAAACUGUUUAUAUUCAUUGAACUUCUACAAAAAAAUUGUUUGUUAAUGUGAAAAAACGUAGCCCCCCAGUCUAGAAUUGAACUGUCACACCAUUGGAUCCUGGUAAUGGUCGUUACAGUGUUCUCUAAA